Messenger RNA from Impatiens glandulifera, 587 nucleotides. Its product is annotated as DNA-directed RNA polymerase III subunit RPC10-like. Gene Ontology annotation, molecular function: zinc ion binding; DNA-directed RNA polymerase activity; nucleic acid binding. Gene Ontology annotation, cellular component: RNA polymerase III complex. The transcript has 3 exons. Gene Ontology annotation, biological process: termination of RNA polymerase III transcription; DNA-templated transcription. NCBI's taxonomy places the organism in Eukaryota, Viridiplantae, Streptophyta, Magnoliopsida, Ericales, Balsaminaceae. The coding region runs from base 37 to 372 and encodes 111 amino acids. The record is from RefSeq and is a predicted model, not a curated record.
AAUAAGUUUGAAAUUACAGGUGUUGGGUAGAGAAAGAUGGAAUUUUGUCCCGAAUGUGGAAUGAUGUUGCAAUUUCAGUUGCCUAAUUUGGGGCGUCCCUCCAGAUUCAAGUGUCCAGCAUGUCCUUAUGUUUAUUACUUAGACAAGAAUGUUAAGAUAAAGAAAAAUAUUCAUUUGCCUAAGGCAUCUGUAGAUCCAAUCUUCACUCAAGAAGACAUAAUGAAUGGACAAAAAAUUGAUGGGCAUUGUCUAAAUUGCGGUCAUGGAAAGUUAGUUUUUCAGGAACUUCAGAUUAAGUCAGUUGAUGAGCCGAUCACAAAGAUAUAUUGGUGUUUGAAUGACAAGUGUAAGCACACUUGGCGCGAGGAUUGACAGUGGCACGAUAACAAUCGCUUCUGCUUUUUUAAAGUAUUUUUGUUUCGAUAAGAACUCUUUAGUUAGUUCAGGUGAAAAGUGUGAUAUUUCAGAACUUUCCUUACAGCUUACAUAUUACAUUGAUAAUGUCCUCAAUUGAGUUAUAAUGAUAGUUUAUCUAUCAUUAUCAUUACUAUUCGUAUAAUAAAAAUAGAACUUUUUAGUGAAAAAAA